This is a messenger RNA of Temnothorax curvispinosus, 3461 nucleotides long. RefSeq names its product liprin-beta-2 (gene Liprin-beta). Gene Ontology annotation, biological process: neuromuscular junction development. Gene Ontology annotation, molecular function: protein binding. The transcript has 12 exons. The record is from RefSeq and is a predicted model, not a curated record. Gene Ontology annotation, cellular component: presynaptic active zone. NCBI's taxonomy places the organism in Eukaryota, Metazoa, Arthropoda, Insecta, Hymenoptera, Formicidae. The coding region runs from base 403 to 2727 and encodes 774 amino acids.
CCGCGAUCUCAUAGGUAACGAGAAGAGAGGACAUUGAUCUAUUUAUAAAUUGCUGUUGCGCCUCUCUCUCUUUUUCCUUUGCGUACUCCCUCCCGCUCUUCUCGAAGGAUUUCAUGGCGUUAAUUUUAGUUUCGGCGGAGACGAUGCCGCGACUGGUAGCGCGAGAGUGCACUUCAUCGAGAUAACGUUCGAUUGUGUACAAACCUGCCGAUAUCAGAGUCCCGAAUGCACUUUGCACGGUACACGGUGUCCGGCAACAUCGUUAUACGAAGUAUCUAUUAUAACGGUGACCUCGUGAAAGAAAAUAUGAGACCGUAAUGUGUUUCACACUGAGCUCAACUAGAAAGCAAACGCAAUAAUUGAAUGGAAUAAAACGUGAAUACAACGUGAAAGAAAUUCAUCAUGGAGAACACUUGGAGCGACGGUAUUGCUGGAGAACGAAAGGAUCUCACUCCCAUAAUGGAAGAAGAGGAUAAGGGACAAGCGAAAGGUUCGCAGUCGGACUCGUCGGACGCGGCGUCGACUAUAAAGCGUUGGAACAGCCGAUGGACGCCCUCAGAGGGCUACGAUUCGUCGGGGACGUCGACGAACUCCGACGUGGGUGACGAGUACGUCGAGGAUUAUCCGCGGGAUAUCAGGCCGGAUUUGUCCGAGCCGACAAUCGCGUGCCAGACAGCCUACCGAUCUCAGGAGUGUUUGUGUCAGUAUCCAACGGUAUGGCUAAUAUCUGCCCGGCGUCGGCUGCGCAUCUGGGAAGUUUUCCGUCUCUCUGUGCGAUGCCGUGCUCAAGGUCACUGUUUGUACAGCAUCCUAACUUUUAUAUUGCCGUUCGACAAAUAUCGAAUAUCUUUGAAUCUCUCUAAAUGGACUUCUAAAAGCUAUCGAUCCUUACAAACCGACAGCGUUUCUAGCGAGCUCGCACAUCACGCCGUUAAGGAACAUGCGAGAAACGUCGCUCAUUAUCCGCACGUUUGUCACUUGCAACAAGAUCCGAUAUUCGCGAAGGAGCGAGAAAUACACGCGGGUAGCAGGACGAACAGUACGACAUCCCUGCCGGUAAGCUCAACGGGGAGAUGCGCCGGUUCUUUGGACAGAAGGCGACGCAGAUUCCGCAGUAGAGUGGACCGCGAUCAGAGAGCUAUGUCUCAUAGCGAUCUGAUCUGCCACGAGAGGGAUAGACCGCAUCACUACUGCUCGCUGCAACAAUUUCACUGCGGAAGCAAUAUGUGCAUAAAUAAUUAUCAUAGCAAGACCGAGGAACGAUUGAGAAAAUUGGAAAGCGAACGUGGAGCACUGCAUAUGGAAGUGUCAGUUUUAUCCGAACAAGUCGACGCACAAUCGAAUAAGAUACAAGAGCUGGAGAGCGUACUUCAGGAGAAGAAAGAUACUCUGAGACAGAUGGAAGAAGCGUUGCAGAAGGAAGUUUUAUCAAGAAGCGCUUUGGAAACACAGAAGUUGGAGCUUCUUACCUCCUUGUCCGAAAUGAAACUCAGACAAGCUAGUUUGGAGCACGAAAAUCUGUCGCUGCGCAAUACAAGUCCUUUAUCGAAUGGAGAAAGAUUCAGCAGACAUACGGGUCAAUAUAGUAGUCUUCCUAGGCCGCCGACGUCCAAGAAAGGCGUUGUAUUUGGUAAGGUUCCAAAUUUAGUCUCGGGAGCGCAUACAACGGUACCUUUGGCUGUUAGGGGAGUCUCUGCGAGAUGUCUGUCCGCUCCUCUUCUAGCGGAAGAAGCGAAAAUCAUGAUCAGUGAGGCAAGCGCACAAGUGGAAUUGCCGCCACCGAAACCGCUCGCGGAACUCGGUAUGGAGGAGAUUGGUGAUUGGUUGGCUCGCCUUGGUCUGGAAUGCUACGCCGGCGAGCUGCGACGAUGGGGUGCCACUGGAUCGAAGCUGCUCGACGCCACGCAGGUUCAACUGGAGAAAGAGUUAGACAUAAAGAACGCCCUGCACAGGAAAAAGUUGCUUUAUGCCAUCGAAUCGGAGCGAAGCAACGGCGCUGGAUUAUUCGGUUCUCACAAGAUGGAUAAUGCGGCGGUGUUACGAUGGCUAGACGAUAUCGGACUGCCGCAACACAAAGAAGCCUUCCAUAACGCCAAGAUUGAUGGUAGAGUUUUACACAGAUUGACUACGGAGGAUCUUUUGAACCUCGGAGUGGCCGCACAGUUGCACGCCGCCAGCUUAAGACGUGGAAUUCAGGUUUUACGAGACUUGAACUUUGAGUUUGACAAUUUGGAAAGAAGAUCCGUGAACGGGAAUGGUGCCGAUGGUACGAACGUAACUCUCUGGACGAACCAUCGUGUGAUGGAGUGGCUGCGAGUCGUGGAUCUCGCGGAAUAUGCGCCGAACAUGCGCGGUUCCGGCGUUCAUGGGGGCCUGAUGAUCCACGAAGGUCGAUUUACUUCCGAGCUGCUCGCCACGUUGCUCAGCAUUCCACCGGCGAAGACUCUGCUCCGUAGACACCUGACGACGCACUUUAAUCAGAUUCUCGGCAGAGAGGUGGUUCAACAAAAGCGAGAGAUGGAGACCACACUCGGAUUCGUUCCACUGACGCUUACCGCUAGAUUAAAAGUACCAAAGAAAUCUCAAUUUACGCUGAAACGCAAGAAGAGUAAAAACGAGAUGGAUUUCGGCAAUUUGGUUUGCCCAUUGGAGGCAUCGCCACCAGGUACCCCAUCAACGCCCUCGUCAACACCGGGCAGCCCUAACUUGAACUCACCCACAUUCUAACCACAAUUAAAGCUUCAUUCGGGUAAUCAUCUAAACUAACUUACUUGGAGGAUACUGGGCAAAGGAGAAUUAUAGGGUGCAUAUGAAGUGGACGAAUUGCGAAAGGAUACAUUUCAACAGUAAAACAAUGGAUAUAUACAUAUCCAAACAACCUGAGACAACGCGCGAAAAUACAUCAGAAUCACCUGGGACCAGUUAUCCGUAACGUAAAAUACAUAGCCACAUCGAAAUGUGCAUUUCGGAUAAGAAGUCGCAUAAACGAGAGCUAACUCCGAUCACCGCCAAAGUUUCAUUAACGCCGUAACUAAAAAAUUUGAUAAAAAUUAACCGCUUUACAGAGAAUAAAUAUUUUUACUACGAAUCAUUAAAUUAUGUAUAGGUAUAGGUAAAUCGGAAAUAAACAUUAAAUUUAUACCUAUUUCCUACAUUUAUCUUUACCCAUUUUUAAUUCUCGUGUAAGAAUAACGUAUCCAAUUAAUUAUCUGUUGCUUAUCUUUAAUUAAAGAAUUAUUGUCUUUAAUUAUUGUCUUUACCUUUAAAAAGAAAACGGAAUCGCAGUCUUAUGCGACACAGCUGCGUGCAAUUGUAACUUUCACAUUUCCUACAAUCAUAGAAUAAUGUUUAUAAUUAUUUGUUAUUAAAUUUUUUUUCAAUCAAUUAAUUUUAUUAUAUAAUUUUGUUCAUUGUUUCAUUAAUACACUAUUUAAUCGUUAUAUGUGUGUCUAAUUUUAUAU